Rhinopithecus roxellana (golden snub-nosed monkey) is the source of this 623-nucleotide messenger RNA. It is a transcript of the gene RPL32, whose product is annotated as ribosomal protein L32. Lineage: Eukaryota; Metazoa; Chordata; Mammalia; Primates; Cercopithecidae. Gene Ontology annotation, biological process: translation. Gene Ontology annotation, cellular component: cytosolic large ribosomal subunit; ribosome. The record is from RefSeq and is a predicted model, not a curated record. The transcript has 4 exons. The coding region runs from base 162 to 569 and encodes 135 amino acids. Gene Ontology annotation, molecular function: structural constituent of ribosome.
UUUUCCUCGGCGCUGCCUACGGAGGUGGCAGCCAUCUCCUCCUCGCUGGCGAUUGGAAGACAGUCUGCCACAGUGUUCAGUCCUUGGGCGGGAAAGCCUCCUUCCAAGCCUCCUUUCAGGAUUCUUCCUCACCAGGGGCUGCUCCUUUCCCAAAAGGCAUCAUGGCCGCCCUCAGACCCCUUGUGAAGCCCAAGAUCGUCAAAAAAAGAACCAAGAAGUUUAUCCGGCACCAGUCAGACCGAUAUGUCAAAAUUAAGCGGAACUGGCGGAAACCCAGAGGCAUUGACAACAGGGUUCGUAGAAGAUUCAAGGGCCAGAUCUUGAUGCCCAACAUUGGUUAUGGGAGCAACAAAAAAACAAAGCACAUGCUGCCUAGUGGAUUCCGGAAGUUCCUGGUCCACAACGUCAAGGAGCUGGAAGUGCUGCUGAUGUGCAACAAAUCUUACUGUGCCGAGAUUGCUCACAAUGUUUCCUCCAAGAACCGCAAAGCCAUCGUGGAAAGAGCCGCCCAGCUGGCCAUCAGAGUCACCAACCCCAAUGCCAGGCUGCGCAGUGAAGAAAAUGAGUAGACAGCUGGUGUGCACGUUUUCUGUUUAAAUAAAUGUAAAAACUGCCAUCUCGCA